Molecule: messenger RNA, 720 nt
Organism: Rotaria socialis
Lineage: Eukaryota; Metazoa; Rotifera; Eurotatoria; Philodinida; Philodinidae
Source: the annotation of a GenBank genome assembly
AUGUGCAGCUUAUAUGGUAAACUUGUUAAAGCAAUUGCAGAUAUACCAGAUGAUAAAUUUAAUCAACUCAUAAAUGAACCAUUCUUUGAUAUUAAUCAACGUAUUCAUUAUUUACUUGAUGAAAAUUUAAAUAAUAAAACAGUGAAAGAUGAUAUUAUACGUUUAGAAAAUCAUAUUGAAUCUCUGCAAAAUGAUAGAAUUGAAACGGAAAAACUCCGUACAGUAGCUGAAUUAUUAAGACCAUUUGUCAAACAAAUUAGAGCUAUGAUGAUUAAUCAACAUGUACCUGAUUGUUAUUAUUCAAAAUCAAUAAUUAAUACAUUUUUAUUACAUUCACAGGGUCAAAGUAUAUCAUGGGAAAUAGCUGAUUUUAACAGAGAUAAUCGGCAAAACAAUUUUGAUAUAAAUACCCAGGAUCCUACUGUCGGAAUGAUUCUCCUAGGUAUAUUUAAUGGUUUUGAAUUAAUUAUCAAACAUGAAACUGAUUCAUUACAAAUUAAUUGUGGUACUUUACUUGAAUUUUUAGUAGAUAAAAUGGAUCGUAAUGAAGCUGAGCAUGAUACUGUAAAAACAUUUUUACGUCAUGAUGCACAUGGUAAUACAUCAUUCAAUGAAUAUCUAUUGUCCAUUGGUAUACUUGAUGCAUAUGAUAUGAAUCAAAAGGCAUGUUUAGAAAGUUUAUAUCGUAAUCAUUUUUUUGCUCAUUAUCAUACUAUAUAA